Messenger RNA from Ophidiomyces ophidiicola, 927 nucleotides. RefSeq lists its product as uncharacterized. Gene Ontology annotation, cellular component: ribosome. Lineage: Eukaryota; Fungi; Ascomycota; Eurotiomycetes; Onygenales; Onygenaceae. The transcript has 2 exons. The coding region runs from base 1 to 927 and encodes 308 amino acids. Gene Ontology annotation, molecular function: structural constituent of ribosome. The record is from RefSeq and is a predicted model, not a curated record. Gene Ontology annotation, biological process: translation.
AUGCCACCUCGGAUUUCGUUACAAUCGUGCCCGCGGUCCCUAAACGGACCCGUCUGCAAUUUGUUUGCGGGUUUAUCACUCGGACCUACCACGCAGACUCGGGCAGCUUCUUCAAAAAGGAAACAUAAAGAUCCAUUCACAGUAGCAGCAGCCCGGCAAAGGAAAGCAGCAAACGUGUCCCGACAGCGUGUAUUGCAAGAAGAGCGAACAGCGCGCCUGGGUCACCCCGUUACUGGAAUCCUAACGCCUUCAACCGAAGCCCUGCUCAAUGGACAAGUUCUCCCCAUUCCGCCUCGAUCAGAAACCAAUGAACCUGCCUUUCCACAGCCGCCGGAAAAUCUGAACUAUUUCCUUUUCUCUGACGAGCUGAACAACGCCCUUGACUAUUCUAAGAAGAUCUCCGAACCCGUGCCUACCCCCAAGGGGAAUACAUUCGACCCGGAAGCCGCCCAAGAAGCAAUAGCGAGGCAUGAAGAGAAACACAAGAUUGCGAAGGAAGCAGUGGAGCGCAUCACAAGGCUGAGCAAUGGCAACAGCGCGGAUCGCACCCGCUUGAACAUCCAACGCUGUAUCGCCAUGUUCGGCCGGCACAACACCGAUGGCGAGCUGGGCCCGAAGCCAGCACUGCCUGAGGGUACGUCUGGUCCUCAGCAUCCGCCCAAGCUACCGCGGGCGGGCCCGGACACCGGGUCGUCCGAGGUCCAGGUUGCGAUCCUGACCACGAAAAUACUGGCGUUGGCCAAGCAGUUAGAGACCACAUCGCACAAGGACAAGCUCAACAAGCGGAACCUGCGCCUGCUAGUUCAUCGGCGACAAAAACUGCUCAAGUACCUGCGCAGGAAGGAGCGAGGUGGCCCGCGGUGGCAGAACCUGAUAAGCACGCUAGGCUUGACGGAAGCGACGUGGAAGGGGGAAAUUAGCAUGUAA